This is a messenger RNA of Caenorhabditis elegans, 1158 nucleotides long. RefSeq names its product G-protein coupled receptors family 1 profile domain-containing protein (gene dmsr-15). Bases 1 to 1158 code for a protein of 385 amino acids. Lineage: Eukaryota; Metazoa; Nematoda; Chromadorea; Rhabditida; Rhabditidae. Gene Ontology annotation, molecular function: G protein-coupled receptor activity; G protein-coupled peptide receptor activity. The transcript is spliced from 8 exons. Gene Ontology annotation, cellular component: membrane. Gene Ontology annotation, biological process: G protein-coupled receptor signaling pathway; signal transduction. The record is from RefSeq and is marked reviewed.
AUGAAAAUUUUGAACCUACAUAUAUCUGAAUAUAAAAAUAAAAUGACAGUGGAAUACAACUCAUUUGAAAAAAAAAACAUGUCAGAAAAUAAAAAUCGCGGAGAUAUUUCGGAUUGUCAACAAAAUUUGCUCGAUUCAAAUCAAUUUUUAUUUGAAGAUUCUUUUUUAAGAACUGUACUAGUCAGUUUUUUUGAAGCAUAUAACCCCCUUCAUAUCUAUUUUCUCGUUUUCUUCACCGUAUUGGACUUUUUCUGUAAUAUUAGCUUUAUAGUAGUAUUGUCCCAAAAAGAGCUGCGAACAUCUGGAAUAAAUUUGACAAUGAUUAUGAUUGCCCUGUGCAACUUUUCUAGUGUGACUUUGAAUUUAUUCGACAAAAUGUUGAAAUUGCUCUCGGAAGAGACUUAUUUAAGAGCUUUGUACAAUUAUUUAGAAAAUUUUUUGAAUUUGUAUGUGCCUGUAAUGGCAGAUUAUCUUGUUGUGCAGAUGACAUUUUGCAGAGUUAUGGCGUUGUAUUCAAAUAGCGACAAAUGGAAAGGCAGAAAAGUUGCUGUUACAAUCUCGGCUGUUCUAUGGAUUUUCAUCGGAAUGCUGUCCAGCGCUGUGCUUGAAAUUACAGAAAUUGAAAAAACAUUAACUGGGAAGUAUGCUGUGACAAUACCUGAUGAAUACAUUGAAAAUGGAUGCAUCGUAUUUCGGAUGUCUUUGCUGUUUUAUGGGAUUCUAUUUGACAUUGUUCCACUACUUCUGCUUUUCAUAUUUUUCUUGUUAAUUCUGUGCAAACUGAACUCUUUCAAAGCUCAUAGAAAGAAAACAAUGGGCAAAUCAAGCUCAUCAGGAAUCGAAAACUCCUCGCGGCUUUUGCAAGUAGUUUUGAUAAUGUUUUUUCUAGUCAAAAUCCCGAGUGCAGCGGUAACUAUUUUCAGUGCAGUAUAUAUGAUUGACUAUUAUAUGUUUGUGAAAAAGUGGACUUUUCAAUUUAUCGAAAUUUUACUUACUUUCAACGCAUCAACGUCUUUUAUCAUCUAUUGUAUAAUGUCUUCGCAGUUCCGUGAAAUUUUUGUUCGGUUAUUUGUCCCUGAGAGUGUCAAACAGAGAAUGCAAUCAAAAAUUAUGAAGAAUUCCCUGGUGGUAACUACUCGAAAAAUGGCAUGGCAGUGA